Fusarium poae is the source of this 201-nucleotide messenger RNA. RefSeq lists its product as uncharacterized. NCBI's taxonomy places the organism in Eukaryota, Fungi, Ascomycota, Sordariomycetes, Hypocreales, Nectriaceae. The record is from RefSeq and is a predicted model, not a curated record. The coding region runs from base 1 to 201 and encodes 66 amino acids. The transcript is spliced from 3 exons.
AUGGUCAAGCGCAUGCCUUUUUUAGAACUUCUCCAUACUGACAUCUCAACUCUCAGUUCAAAAUAUGCCGUUUCUGGAGCCAUGUCGCCUCUACAGAUUGCGCUUGUACUGCAAAUGCAAUGCAAGGAGAUGCAAGAAGACCGCUACUUGAGCCAACUCCCCGCCAUGGAAAGCCAACCUCUUUCUCUCAAGGGUGACUAA